AACGAUUAAUCGAUAUACGGUUCGAUUGUUGAAUAACUGUGACAUUGGACAAGCGUCAAACUGGUAGCACCAUCUUACUAUAGGAAUACAAAGUAUUUGUUGCUUGAUUAUGUUUCGCGGUGGGAAGAUUUGAAAACAAGAUAUGCAGGAAAAUUCGGUUGGAUUACAGUAAUGAGUUAGAAUUACAAAAAGAAGCAGACGAGGUGGAACAAUUUGCCAUGACUUCAUUAGGAAAACUAAUAUUUGUAGACUUACACUGUAGGCAACCAAAGUCUUUAUCUUCUGAUAAACCAUCUUUAGAUAUUAUUGAUUCCUUAUCCCUUGCUUUUGAAAAUCUGUUUUAUAUGCCAUUUGACAUCAUUGAAAAUUAUGGUAGUACUUUACGUACACUGGAUAUUAGCCAUAAUAAAUUUAGUAGAAACUUACAGUUCUUGGCUGAAUUUGAGAAUUUAACAUCUCUCAACUUAGAUCACAAUAACAUAGAUGAUCACACUGUAUUUCCACAUAUGCCAAAACUUCAACUUCUGUGGUUAAAUCAUAAUAACAUAGAAGAACUGUAUCCAUUUGUUAAGAAUCUCUAUGAGAGUGUACCCAAUCUUAGAUAUUUAUGUCUUAUGGGUAAUAAGGCAGCACCAAGUUAUUUAAAUGGUGGAAGUUUUUAUGAUUAUCUUCAAUACAGGUUGUACAUCAUAUCUUGGUUUCCUCAUUUGGUACAUUUGGAUGACCGAAUCGUAACUUCGGAACAACGUCAGGAAGCAAGAAGACUUUUCAAGCGACCAUUCUUAGAAAAUUUGACUGAACAUGCUCCUCUUCCAGAGUGCAUUAAACAUCUGCACAAUAAAUUAACAAACAUGUUCUCAAAACCAACACUGCCUUAUAAGUUGAAACCAAGAGGAACAAACUUUAUUAUUUAAUGCAGUAUUAAAGUUGUUAAUAUAAUUCAACUUGAAAGUUAUCUACUUUUAUCAAAGUAGCAUAACAUUUCUAGAAGGAUACAGGUUUUUAUUUAGCGUAAAAUAAUAUUUAUGAAAAAAAAAGCGUAUGGUUUUACUUCGUAUACAAAUAAAUAAUACACGGAAACAAGCACUUGGGGCAGUAACAGAUAAGUGUAUACUGAAGUACAUCACUUUUUUUUUAAUACUU
Molecule: messenger RNA, 1143 nt
Organism: Osmia lignaria (orchard mason bee)
Lineage: Eukaryota; Metazoa; Arthropoda; Insecta; Hymenoptera; Megachilidae
Source: RefSeq, a predicted model, not a curated record